This is a messenger RNA of Corythoichthys intestinalis (scribbled pipefish), 1154 nucleotides long. RefSeq names its product TAF10 RNA polymerase II, TATA box binding protein (TBP)-associated factor (gene taf10). Gene Ontology annotation, molecular function: RNA polymerase II general transcription initiation factor activity; promoter-specific chromatin binding. Bases 281 to 847 code for a protein of 188 amino acids. The transcript has 5 exons. NCBI's taxonomy places the organism in Eukaryota, Metazoa, Chordata, Actinopteri, Syngnathiformes, Syngnathidae. The record is from RefSeq and is a predicted model, not a curated record. Gene Ontology annotation, cellular component: nucleus; SAGA complex; transcription factor TFIID complex. Gene Ontology annotation, biological process: transcription initiation at RNA polymerase II promoter.
GGUCACAUGACGCCAUUUGCUAGAUAACCAGCGUGAGCAGAGCUCAGCUGCAACAACUGUGAUGCUAGCUAGCUCGUGACUCUGCAUUUAAUUUCGUUCUAUAAACCCUUAAAGUGGUGUAAGCGGAAUUUAUUAAGCCACGCGUGUCUGUUUAAGGACCCAAGUUUCUGUUUUUGUGUCCUUUUGUAGCUUUUUUUCUUCUCAAGAGGCUACUCAUCGAGUUUUGAGUGUUAGCUAGCCGCCAAGUUGUUUCCCCCAAACUUCACAGAUCGAGGACGAUAUGAAUGUGGACAAUCAGUCUGUCACCACCGGAGCAUCGUCUAACGCCACGACAUCUUUGACUUCAAGCAAUUGUGUUACAAAUGAAAAUGCGACAAGUAACGUCGGCAGCAUCCCUGCAGUCACCAGCAACGCUUCGACCCCAGCCACUGCGGUGACGUCAUCAUCAUCAUCCGACUCGUCGGUGCCCAAUGGAGUUUAUGUGCCUGGAGGCAUCACUAAUGGAGACGUAAAGCCCAAUGUCUCCACAACCCCACUGGCUGACUUUGUCAUGCAACUGGAGGAGUACACUCCCACGAUUCCUGAUGCAGUGACAGGCUACUACCUCAACCGGGCUGGUUUUGAAGCAUCUGAUCCAAGAAUAAUCCGCCUGAUCUCCCUGGCCUCGCAGAAAUUCAUUUCCGACAUCGCAAACGAUGCCCUGCAGUACUGUAAAAUGAAGGGGACAGCAUCGGGGAGUUCAAGGAGCAAGACGAAGGAUAAGAAGUAUACUCUUACAAUGGAGGACCUGGCCCCUGCUCUUUCAGAAUAUGGCGUCAAUGUCAAGAAGCCCUAUUACUUCACAUAAAAUGUUUCUUCCUUUUGCUUUACUUAUUUUCCCCUGCUUGCUAACCCACUCGAUUGUCAACAUGCUCAUUUUCAAUCACAGUCCUCUAGGGCAGCUCUUUGAAGCCAUUUUUGUUUGUUUAUUUGUUUUUUGGGGGGGAUACCACCUUUGAAUUUUGGUCAUUCACAAAUUUAAGUUUAAAUAAACCGUUAAACAUAGAAAUGUGCACUCCUUUUCUUGCGUCAUACAGAAUUCUAUCUACAAUUUGAGUAGAUUUAGGGCCUAGCUCGGUGCCAGAAUCCAUCAAUGUGUUGUACGUUAUUUAAAA